CUUGUGUGUGCUCUCUCUGACAAAUAAAAAAGUCUUUGGAAAAAAAAAGAUUCGGCAGCGGCCACUGUGCCGACCGGACUUUGCUUGCUCAUGCACCUUGCUCUGCUUCCUCUGCAACCAUGUCUGACAAACCCUACAUGGCUGAGAUUGAGAAAUUCGAUAAGUCGAAAUUGAAGAAGACAGAAACGCAAGAGAAAAAUCCACUACCUUCAAAAGAAACGAUUGAACGGAAGCAAGCAGGCAAAUCACAAUGAGGCAUGUGCCGCCAAUAUGCACUGUACAUUCCACAAGCAUUGCCUUCUUUACUUCUUUUAGCUGUUUAACUUUGUAAGACGCACAGAGGUUGGAUCAAGUUUAAAUGACUGUGCUGCCCCUUUUCACAUCAAAGAACUACUGACAACGAAGGCGCCUGCCUCUCCCAUCAGCCUGUCUGGCUGGCAGGGAAGGAAAAGAACUUGCAUGUUGGUGAAGGAAGAAGCUGGGAGGGACGACUGUGAAAUCUAGAGUAAAAAUCAUGCUGGUCCAAGGUGUCCUGCAGGCUGUAAAAUGCAGUUUAAUCAGAAUGCCAUUAGUUUGUUCAAAUGAUUUUAAUUAUUGGAAUGCACAAUUUUUUAAAUAUGCAAUAAAAAGUUUUAAAAC
Molecule: messenger RNA, 639 nt
Organism: Neomonachus schauinslandi (Hawaiian monk seal)
Lineage: Eukaryota; Metazoa; Chordata; Mammalia; Carnivora; Phocidae
Product: thymosin beta-4-like
Exons: 1
Coding region: 120-254 (44 amino acids)
Biological process (GO): regulation of cell migration; actin filament organization
Cellular component (GO): cytoplasm
Molecular function (GO): actin monomer binding
Source: RefSeq, a predicted model, not a curated record